This is a messenger RNA of Colius striatus (speckled mousebird), 4288 nucleotides long. RefSeq names its product potassium channel tetramerization domain containing 20 (gene KCTD20). The transcript has 8 exons. The record is from RefSeq and is a predicted model, not a curated record. The coding region runs from base 89 to 1384 and encodes 431 amino acids. Gene Ontology annotation, biological process: positive regulation of phosphorylation. Gene Ontology annotation, molecular function: protein binding. Gene Ontology annotation, cellular component: cytoplasm. Lineage: Eukaryota; Metazoa; Chordata; Aves; Coliiformes; Coliidae.
UUUAAACUCUGAAGCUUUGCUGUGACUUGGUGCUUCCCUUUACUAAAGAAGGAUUUCAGGCUAUUGAUGCUGGUAGCACUGGGAACAUAUGAGCCGCCACUCUGCUCUCAGGAAACGCAGCCAACUCCUUCCAUCACGGAGGCCCAGCAUGAAUGUGAACUGUGCCGCUGGGACAGACUGGUCAAGGAAUCAGGAGUCCAGUUGCUCUGUGGAAAACAGAACUGUAGCAGUCCACGAGGCAGAAGAAAGCAAUGUGGUGCUAGGCAGUCACAGCCCUGCAACAGCUCCCAGGAUAGAGGGUUUAGGUUCUGAAUACCGACACACUGCUUGUCCAGCAAGUCCCCAGCUCAGUAGCAUGUUGUCUGCCCCUGAGGACACCCACAACUGUCAUUUCCAAGAGGGAAACAAGAGACAGACAGAGUACUUCAGUCCCCAGGAGCGCCAUGGCUGCUGCGGCAGUUCACAGACAGCGGCUCCGGAGAAAGUGACGCUUGUGGUAGAUGGCACUCGCUUUGCAGUGAAUCCACAGAUUUUCACUGCUCACCCUGAUACUAUGCUGGGAAGAAUGUUUGGCCCAGGAAGAGAAUAUAAUUUCACCAGGCCAAAUGAGAAGGGAGAGUAUGAGAUUGCAGAAGGAAUUAGCUCCGCAGUGUUCCGGACUGUGCUGGAUUAUUACAAAACUGGAAUCAUUAAUUGCCCUGAUGGGAUUUCCAUCCCAGACCUUCGAGACACGUGUGACUACCUCUGCAUAAACUUUGAUUUCAACACAAUCAAAUGUCAAGAUUUGAGUGCUCUGUUACAUGAGCUCUCCAAUGAUGGUGCUCACAAGCAGUUUGACAGCUACCUGGAGGAGCUCAUUCUGCCCAUCAUGGUGGAUAGUGCAAGGAAAGGGGAACGUGAAUGCCAUAUUGUCGUGCUGACAGAUGAAGACACCGUGGACUGGGAUGAAGAUCACCCACCUCCCAUGGGAGAGGAGUACUCACAAAUCCUUUACAGUUCCAAGCUGUACAGAUUCUUCAAGUACAUUGAGAACCGUGAUGUUGCAAAAGCCGUGUUGAAGGAGCGGGGCCUGAAGAACAUUCGCAUUGGGAUUGAAGGGUAUCCCACCUGCAAAGAGAAGGUGAAGAGGAGGCCAGGUGGCCGCUCAGAAGUGAUCUACAACUACGUUCAGCGGCCGUUCAUCCAGAUGUCCUGGGAGAAGGAGGAGGGCAAAAGCCGUCACGUCGAUUUCCAGUGUGUUCGGAGCAAAUCUCUAACAAACCUUGUCACUGACGACGUUUCAGAGGACCAUGAGGUUAUAAUGCAUCACCCCCCACAGGUAGAUGAACUGGACAGGCUGAAUGCACCUUUCUCCCAAAUGGCUGUUAAUGAUCUACCGGAUUAGCCGUGGCUCAGGGCGGAUGGUCCUGCUUGGUGUGGGAAGGACUCGGCGGAGUUUCAUCCCAGGUGAUGGAACAGACUCCUGCAAGGUGCUUCGUCCUCACUCGUGCUCAUACCACGUUGUCAUAUUUCAAAGCAUGUUAAUAAUGAGCCACACUCUGUAGGCUAAUUGUGCAAUCAAAAGCAACAUCUGCUCAAACAAAAACAACUUCUGCUGUUUAUUUUUACUACAAAGGCUUCCAGAUUGGUGGGUGCUGAAUAUUUUAUCUAAACUUCUGAAGGAAGAACAGAAGUAUUUAGAAAUGUCUUGUUUGACCUGAGAGAGGAAGUUCUAGGCCUGUCAAGACAAAGCUUUCCAUUAGGCACUUAGCUCUGCUUUUGUGAUAAUCAGUUGCAAAGGACCGAACAUCAAAGCAGGACAGAUGAUUCUCUUUCAUCAACCAGCACAAAUGUAGCACAGUUGUGACAGCAGUGAGCCUGAAGGAAUGACAGCAGAACCCUGAGUGUGGAGGAAUCUGUUUACACUGCCACCUGGCUUUGCAUCCAGCGUGUUGCCCUGCUGUUCUAGGGAAAGAUGAACUAGAUCAGUAGGAAGCAUACACCUGCUCACAGGAAUUUCCCACAUUACUGCUGGAAUUGCUGUUUUAGGGGUGUUGUCUGUUCAGUAAAGCAAGUAGAUCAUGCUGACAAAAAGCAAAAAAGAAGAGACUGUAGUUGAUAUUUUACCAACAAAGUAAAUCUGUUCAGUAGCCUAAUAGAUGUAAGAAGCUUUCUAGAGGUACCUGUGCAUGCUAAAGACUUUCAUUUGUCUCCUCCAUCCCCUUGCUAAGACAAAACAAAAAGCCAGUGCAGACACAUCACUACCUGAGGUAGUAAAGGAUUUUACCCUUGGUCUCAUCAACCUUAAGCAGUCCAAGUUUGUGUAGACUGUCCAAGGAGCCCUCUCCUGUGUCAGCUGUAAAAGGCCAGCUACUUGCUUCCUGAUGUGGAGCUGACUGGAGGGGUUUGCUGCCAGGCAGGUAAGAAAUACCCAGCUUUCAGUAGAGAAAAAUGCACAUACCUGGGAACAACUCUCCUUUGCUGCUCUGAAUAUAUUAUCCUGGUCUGUGGUUAAGGCUCUGCUCAUUUGGGGUUCAGGGCCAACAAAGCUGUGACUGUAGGUACAGACACGGGCCAGGCUGGUUGAGCUCAGUUAGUUACACUGGAGCACAGAGUUCCUUGUAGGCUGCUUAACCCCCUGAGGAGCACACAGGGAGUUCAGUACUGCUGCACUGAGCUGCUCUGGCCAUCAGGAGGGGCUGCCUUACAAAACCAUCAUUUCUGAUGGCUGCAUAGAGGUUUUAUGUACCCAAACCAGAGUCUUGACAUGGUGCUCACAUAAGAAAAAGCUGAAACCCAUUCAAAAGAGAGAAGGAGAGAGCUCCUCUGCAAAGGUGUUAAGUUCAGGUGAGUUCUGCUCUUGCAGCUGGCUGCUAUUGAAACCUGUACCACUUAUGCAUUGAGUUACCUGGCCAUACUUGGCAAAAGAGAGGUAGGUAUCAGUCUGCCCCUAGAAGGUUUAUGCCUUUGUUGUCAGGGUUGCAUCAUCAAGUGAGUUUUUAUUACCCUCUGCCUGUCUGCAAAGUGGAUGGCAGACUUGGCAUUGGUGGUUGUUGUUACUGGUUGCUGCUAAGGAUGUUUGGGUUUGUUUCAGGUUAAGUAACACAACAGUAUCAAGCACAAAUUGUUUUCUGAGUGUCAUUUUAGUGAAGAGUAACAAAAUCUCUGCCAAGGCAUAUACUUGCUGAUAUAUUUAGUUCCCAUUUAUAUGGAUGCAGGUUCCAUUCUUUACAGUGUUUCUGUUCUUAGCUUCUUUCCUAAGUGCAGCAAAUAGAUCUCUUCUUUUUAUAAGUGCCUAUGGGAAGAUUUCCAAGAGUGCUUCAGGACCCCCUGAGAGUCCCAGGGCUUCAGCUCUGCAGGUCCACCCGACUGCUCUUGAAAAGUCCUCCCUGUUUGUCGUUGGAUCAGUACUGAGAAGUGUCCUUCAGUCUGUGCACAGUGGUGCUGUGCAAUUGCUUCCCAUUAUUGCUCUAGAUGAAUUCUAUUUUUAUAGUAGAGAAAGGCAGACCUACAGCCCAUUAACCUUCCAGCUAAGGGCCAGAGCAAACCCGUUACUUGUCUUGGUAAGGAGCUGUUCUCACAAGUGAAGCAAAGGCACUGGUGAGACUGGCCCCCAGCAGUGAUGGAGCUUCCCCAGGCUAUAUGGAUUUUCAUUUGUGUGUGUGUAUUUAUUUUAGAGCAGUGUAAGUUUGAAGUAAAUGUGUAUUGGUAUUGACCAGCUGACUGGGAGCUGGAGCUAACACGUGUUGUGCUCAAAGAACCCGAGAUGUGGGGGCUGUUCAGUCCUACAGCAGUGUCAGGGCCGAGCAUCAGAGUGCCACGUUCAGCCACAUCAAAUCCCACCCACGUCUGUCCCAAGGCCCAGCAUUAGCUCAGGCCUCUCAAAGGAUUUGGCCAGUUGGUUAGCAAUAGCCAUCUUAACUGUAACCAGCCCCUGCCUGAGGGUUAAAGACUGUCAGUGCCUGGUAGGAGCUUGUUCAUACUCUGCAUCCGUUGGACCUUCAGCAUGGGAUGGAGGGAUCCGGUUUCCAGGACUUCCAUGCAGUGUUUCCCACUUCAGAAAGCCCACUGUAAGUUACUGGCUUUCCCAAGUAAUUAAAGAUGAAUUUUGUUAGAGUGAGUUCCCCUGGAACACUGAAUCAAAUCCAAAAGGUGUGUGUUUGCUUUUCCUCCUCCUCCUGUGGUUGACUACUUCAGGUACAACAUCAAGUUUCGUCUUGUUGUGGCUCCACUGCCGUGUUACCCGUGGUGUGGGUGAGCUCCACACCUCUAUGGUUUCUGUAUUAAAAGUAUCAAUUGCAUGUGGUUU